Molecule: messenger RNA, 1480 nt
Organism: Manis javanica (Malayan pangolin)
Lineage: Eukaryota; Metazoa; Chordata; Mammalia; Pholidota; Manidae
Gene: SPR
Product: sepiapterin reductase
Biological process (GO): tetrahydrobiopterin biosynthetic process
Molecular function (GO): sepiapterin reductase (NADP+) activity
Source: RefSeq, a predicted model, not a curated record
CUGCUCCGCCCCCUGGCGGCCGGGUCCGCUUUCCGCCCUCGGGUCCGCCCGCCCACCGGCCGCUGGCUGAGGCAUGGAGGCUGGCAGCCGCAAGGAGGGCGUCUUGGGGCGCACCGUGUGCGUGCUGACCGGGGCCUCCCGCGGCUUCGGCCGGGCCCUGGCUCCGCUCCUGGCUCGGCUGCUGUCGCCCGGCUCCCUGCUGGUCUUAACCGCCCGCAACGAUGAGGCGCUGCGGCAGCUGGAGGCCGAGGUGGGCGCCGAGCAGUCUGGCCUGCGCGUUGUGCGAGUGCCCGUCGAUCUAGGCACCGACGCCGGAGUGCAGCAGCUGCUCGGCACCCUGCGAGGGUUACCCGGGCCCGAGGGGCUGCAGCGACUGCUGCUCAUCAACAACGCGGGCACUCUUGGGGAUGUGUCCAAAGGCUUCGUGAACCUGGAUGACCCAGCUGAAGUGAACAACUAUUGGGCUCUGAACUUGACCUCCACGCUAUGCCUGACCUCCAGCAUCCUGAAGACCUUCCCAGACAGUCCUGGCCUCAGCAGGACUGUGGUUAACAUCUCAUCCCUGUGUGCCCUGCAGCCCUUCAAGGGAUGGGUACUAUAUUGUGCAGGGAAGGCUGCCCGGGACAUGAUGUUCCAGGUCCUGGCCGCAGAGGAACCUAGUGUGAGGGUGCUGAGCUAUGCCCCAGGUCCUCUGGACACAGACAUGCAGCAGUUGGCCCGGGAGACCUCCGUGGACCCAGACUUACGGAAAAGUCUGCAGGAGCUGAAGACAAAGGGACAGCUUGUGGAUUGUAGGGCAUCAGCCCAGAAACUGCUAAGCUUGCUGCAAGAGGAUGUGUUCAAGUCUGGAGCCCAUGUUGACUUCUAUGACAAAUAAGCCCACAUCCUCGGCUUCCUGGAGCUUUCCUCGCCUUCUUCCAGGCACACCCAGGAGCCCUGUGCCUCCCCACAUCUUGCCAGUGGCACUGCCAGCUCUGCCUCACCCAGUUAAGCACUCAUGUUUACUAUCCUGCCCUCAGAUCCGCCAGCUGUGAGGGCCGUGGGUCGCUGGAGUUCCCAGUUCUCACAAGUCUGUGUGACCGCUCUGAGCUGAGAGGAGGCUGGGGAGAGAGAAGUAUGAUUGUGGUGUUCUGUCUCACCAGAAAUAGAAUUUGAGGGAUGGGAAGAGCAGGACAAGAAGCUGAAACACUGAAGAGAGGAGGUUGGGUCUCCUGCCCAUGGCCAGUCCAUGGGGUCCGUUAGCGUUAAAUCAGAAGGCUGAUAUAGACUCACAGAUGGCCUGAAGGGGACGGAGCACAGUGCAAGUUCCUGCCCACAGAGAUGCCCCUCUCCCGGGGUAGCAGGACCUUCUAUAGAAUUUCAUGUCCUCAUUCUGAUGCUUCCUCCCUCCAGAACAUACUGCCAUUCCGUAGAUGUGGAGAAGGAACCCCCGAGAGUUUAUGUUAAAGGCAGAUACAAAUAAAAUAUGGAUUGUCCUCUC